AUGAUUGAUCAAAAAGCCUCAUUAAGAAACCAUCAAGCAUCAAUUCAAAAUCUAGAAGUCCAAGUUGGUCAACUCACUACUUUGAUGAGCAACAAAUUAUCCUCACAAUUUCCUGAAAAGAAAGCUCAACCUCAUGUCAUGGUGAUUGAUACUGAAGAAGAGGCCAUCUCUGAAUUCUUAGAAGCACUAAAGGAAGAGCCAAAGCCAUCUGGACCAAAGCUAAAGAAGUCGAAGCUCGAAAACGAAAUUAUUGCCAACACACCAAACUCACGUCGUGAACCCAUCAUGCUCACGACGUGGUCUCGAUUUGAACAUAAAAAUUCAGAAUCUGUUCCGGCUUACCGACCGCCUUUGCUGUUUCUGUCUCGAGCACAUAUUAGUCCACUACAAAGGGAACAUCUGGAGUUUAUUCUGCAAAUAAAGGUUAUUCCUAUUAAUACCCAUUUUUUCGAUUCACUUUCAGAAAUUCCAGAAUACGCGAAGUUCUUACAAGAUCUUGUAGACACUCGUCAGCAGUUGAAAAAAAAUUCUAAGGUCAUUCUUAGUGAACAAAGCUCAAGAGCUAUGUUGGGGGAGAUACCUAAGAAGAUGGGAGAUCCUGGACGCCUCACUCUUCCAUGUAAGUUUGGUAACAAUCUAAAUGCUUAUGCUUUAGCCGAUUCCAGGGCUAGCAUAAAUUUGAUGCCAUAUUCAUUCUAUCAAAACUUGAAUAUUCAAAAAAUGAAGGCUACAAAGAUGACCAUCCACAUGGCCAAUCGUUCAGUGACGGACCCAAGGGGAAUCAUAGAACACAUCCUUGUUAAAAUUGGGAAAUUUGUUUUCCCAUUUGAUGUCGUGAUUAUGGAUACGACGAAGGAUGUAAAUGUCCUAAUUAUUCUCGGUCGCCCCUUGCUAAAUACUGCUAGCGCUUUAGUUGAUGUUCAUGAAUCAAAGCUUACAUUGAGGGUUGGUGAUGAUAAGGAAGAUUUUGGAAUACAAGAUGGAUUUCACGGAAAUGAUGUUAAAGAGAAGCUUAUGGAGGAAGAAAUCAAGGCAAUUCAUCAAAUCAAACGCACUAAACCAAGAUCAUCCACUCCGUUUUUUGUUGAAGUCAUUACCUACACAAAACCAACAACUUUGAUAAGUGAGGAAAGCGAUGAUUUGUCGAGUGAUGAAGACGAGGCUACUUCCAAGGAGACGGUUCCAGUGGCGAAAGAAGAGUAG
Lactuca sativa (garden lettuce) is the source of this 1203-nucleotide messenger RNA. Lineage: Eukaryota; Viridiplantae; Streptophyta; Magnoliopsida; Asterales; Asteraceae. The record is from RefSeq and is a predicted model, not a curated record.